Molecule: messenger RNA, 1308 nt
Organism: Gossypium raimondii (Peruvian cotton)
Lineage: Eukaryota; Viridiplantae; Streptophyta; Magnoliopsida; Malvales; Malvaceae
Product: protein THYLAKOID FORMATION1, chloroplastic
Exons: 5
Coding region: 201-1097 (298 amino acids)
Biological process (GO): photosynthesis; thylakoid membrane organization; protein import into chloroplast stroma
Cellular component (GO): chloroplast thylakoid
Source: RefSeq, a predicted model, not a curated record
CCCAUUUUCUAACACACUGGAUAAGCCUCUCUAUCCUCCUCUCCCUUUCCCCUUCUUCAAUUUCCAAUUUCGAAAACCUCAGAUUUCCACUAUGAUUUAACACCCAAUUCCAAAAAUCCAACCUUUCCCAAAAAAUUUCCCCCUUUUUCUGUACAUUUAUACAGAGUCAACAAUACCCGUACUGAUAGAUUCAAAACCCAAUGGCGGCCGUCAGUUCCCUGUCUUUCCCGGCAAUCGGCCAAACUUCCGGCGACAGAAAACUUAAUGUCCCAUCGGCUCGUUACUUGGCUUCCAAUUUCGAAGGAUUCCGUUUCCGUACAAGCCUUUUAUAUCAGUCCGUUGGACUUCGAGCUUCCACUACUGCUUCUCCUUCCGUUUUUUACUGCAUGUCUACUGCUACUGAUACCCCGACUGUUUCUGAAACGAAGUCGAGCUUUUUAAAAGCGUAUAAGCGUCCCAUUCCCAGUGUGUACAACACGGUUUUGCAAGAGCUGAUUGUGCAGCAACAUUUGAUGAGGUACAAGAAGACGUAUCGAUACGAUGCCGUUUUCGCCCUUGGUUUCGUUACUGUCUAUGAUCAGUUGAUGGAAGGAUACCCGAGUGAUGAGGAUCGAGAUGCCAUCUUCCAAGCUUAUAUUAACGCCUUAAAAGAGGACCCUCAACAGUAUAGAGCUGAUGCGCAGAAAUUGGAAGAAUGGGCGCGAGCUCAGACUUCUAGUUCGCUAGUCGAGUUUUCAUCUAGAGAUGGAGAGGUUGAAGCGAUACUUAAAGACAUUGCAGAAAGAGCUGGUAGUAAAGGGAGUUUCAGUUAUAGCCGUUUCUUUGCUAUUGGGUUGUUUCGUCUUCUUGAGCUUGCCAAUGCAACUGAACCUACGGUGUUGGAAAAGCUCUGUGCAGCCUUAAAUAUCGACAAACGAAGUGUGGAUCGUGAUCUUGAUGUGUAUAGGAAUUUGCUUUCCAAGCUGGUUCAAGCUAAAGAGUUGCUCAAGGAGUAUGUCGAUAGGGAGAAGAAGAAAAGAGAAGAAAGAUCGGAAUCACCCAAAGCCAAUGAAGCCGUUAAGAAAUGUUUGGGCGAAUACCAAUACCUAAGCCAGUAAUUCAAUCCGUCUACUCUCGAUGUGCUUAUCAUAUUUUGUGAUACUUCGAUCCCGUUUUUGUUGUCUGAGGUAGAAACAGUGACAUCCAUGGCACAAUUUGUGAGCUUGUGUAAUGUUUCCUAAUUUGGUGGUUAAGAUACACAUCCUAUAUUUGUAUUUUUUACGAUACAGUCUUUACUCUUCCAAAAUGUAUCUUUCCUUUAUAGUCCAA